AUGCUCAGGGAUUGGGGAAGCUCAGUAAAGCUGCUUAGUUCAGAGUCGUCACAGAAGGCAGAUGGCGCCAGAGCUACGCCAUGCCAAUGGCAGAUUUCUAAUGAAAAACCUUAUAUUAAACCUGGAGAAUCCCAGCCAGGACUUCAGCAGACAGAACACCGGAGAAGCAAUGAUGAGAAGAAACAAUAUAAGCACUCACAUAUCACAGAGAAUGAGUUCAUUGUGCUGGUUACCAAUAUGAUUUUAUGUGCCAAAUACAGAGCAGAAUAUGAAGCAGAACAAGAGGACUUAAAGAUCACCGCCUCCUCAAAGGUCAUCCAGUGGGAGAGCAAUAGAGACCAUAGGCUGCCAAGAAGACUUCAAAAAUGUAUUCAUCUCAAAACUGUAUUAUCAUCUCAAGGAAAUUUUUUGGAACCAAGCACAUUACCCAGUAAUACAGUUUAUAAGGUUACAGAUUCUGCGAAUUUGAGUGUGACCCAAAAGUCAGUUAAAAGUCAAAGUAAAAGAAUGUCUUCGGUGAACCAUGCUUUUAACUCUUCAAAAAAAAGUAGAAAGAUUAAUUUGUUAUCAGCUUGUGUUGAGUUUGUUUCUGAAAGGAACGAUGAUGUUAUGUUGAUUUCUGUGGAAAAUCCUAAUUUGACAACUCCAAUUACAUCAGAUCCAACAGAAAUUAGAAAAAAUACAUCAAGAAAUGUCAGCAAUUCCCCUAAUGCCAGGAGUGAAGUUGUGCCUGUAGAGAAAAAACUUGAUUUUAUUAUUGACUUGACAAGAGAAGGCCUGUCCAACUACAGCAUAGAAAGCCCAUCCUUCACCAUGAAGUUAACUUCGAAAGCUGUUUUAAGAUCAAAAGAAAUAAUCCCAGUGGCAGAAAAUGGAAAUGAGGGUUUUGGUUCAUUUGAACACCUUCCACCUCUCCCAGAGCCACCAGCACCACUCCCUGAGAUGGCAGACAAAAUCCAAGACACACUUCCUACCCAAAAGCCUGAGCUGAAAGUGAAGCAAGUCCUGAGGUCCACAAGCAUUGCCCUGACAUGGAACAUUCCCAAGGUCAACCCCAUGUGCGCUCCUGUGGAGAGUUACCACCUCUUCCUGUACUAUGAGGGCUCCAAUCAUUUGACUUGGAAGAAAGUUGCAGAAAUUAAAGCUUUACUAUUCCCAAUGGCCAAUGAUUUCUGUAGUUCCAAAAUGCUUAAGAGACAACUUAGUCUAGGUAUAAAGACUUGGCUCAACAAGUAA
Messenger RNA from Rattus rattus (black rat), 1236 nucleotides. RefSeq names its product activating transcription factor 7-interacting protein 2-like. Gene Ontology annotation, cellular component: nucleus; transcription regulator complex. Lineage: Eukaryota; Metazoa; Chordata; Mammalia; Rodentia; Muridae. Gene Ontology annotation, molecular function: transcription coregulator activity; protein binding. The record is from RefSeq and is a predicted model, not a curated record. Gene Ontology annotation, biological process: regulation of DNA-templated transcription.